Gilbertella persicaria is the source of this 270-nucleotide messenger RNA. RefSeq lists its product as uncharacterized. The annotation marks the transcript as partial. NCBI's taxonomy places the organism in Eukaryota, Fungi, Mucoromycota, Mucoromycetes, Mucorales, Choanephoraceae. The record is from RefSeq and is a predicted model, not a curated record. The transcript is spliced from 2 exons.
GAAGCGAAACGAUGGUUGAUAGUCGGAGCUUUUCAAGCGGGAGCUUCUGAAAAGCAUGUUGCUCGCAUAUCAGGACUUUCAAGAACCGCUGUUCGUAACAUCAUUUUAAACUAUCGACGAACGGGUACACCUUGUAUUCCUAAAAAGAUACCCAACAAGAUAAGACAGAAACUGAUAGUAGAAUAUGAUGAAAAUGGUGAAAUAAUCAAUACAGACGAUGACGAUCAGGAAGAACAGCCAAAACGAACUUUUAAAAAGAAAAAGAAGCAU